CCGACGUUCAUGUUUAAUUUUAGACUACUGGCACUCACUUCCCAUGCGUCAUCCUUCAUCGAAUUAUCAAUCAUGGCAGAUCCAAAAUAUGCAAAUUUACCUGGAAUUGAUUUAAACUCUCCCGAUGUGUUUGAGACCAGCGAUCUUCCCGAGGAUGACCAGGCUUUGAAGUCUGAGCCAGUGGCACAAGAAGAAGUUCCAAAUGAAAAUAUCGACAAGAUCACUUUGGACACUAAAGAUGCUCUAACAAAAUUCAAAGGAAAGGAUCUUCAGGCAAAUUCUGUCGAUUUUUCCGACAAAAUAGGUGGACAUUUCCGCACUGGAUACGAUGCCUCCAAAACUGAGUAUGAAAUGUUGGAGGAGGGGGCAGGAAAAAUUGAGUCACCACAGCAGAAAUUCCAGAGACUACAGCAUGAAAUAAGAGAACUGUCUGAAGAAGUUCGCAGAAUCCAGGAGAAUGUGAAACAAGAGUCGACCACAGAGAAGAUGACUCCAGUCCUCCUGGGUAAACAGUUGGAGUAUUUACAACAUCAGCUCAAUGACCUUAACCUUGAGAAAGUCCUUGGUCCAGAGGCUGGCAUCAACCUUGCUGACCCCCAGGGUGCUUUACAGAAGAGACUGAUUAGUCAACUAGAUUCCUUCCAGGGUGGAGAAGCAGACACCAAAGGGAAGACUCCUACCAAAGGGAAGGCAGCAGGCACGUCUGACUGUGUCACAUACGAGCUGUACUACAGACCAGAACAGGCUCAGUUCAGUAAAAAUGCCAGGCUGGCCAGUCUAGAGGAGAGGCUUGAGAGGUUGGAAGCAGCCAUAGGACAGAAUCAAGACAAGCUGAGCGUACUGACAGCUGAUACUGCUAACAAAAGUCUAGUGGGUGCAGUAGCUGUGGUAAAUUCCAAGCUCUCCUUGCUAGAACAAUCCAAUCUUGAUCAAGUUGAGGCUCGCCUACAAGGGGUGCUGCACAAACUGAAAGAGAUUGCUGAGAAAAAGUCGACUGUGCAGGACGAUCCUGAGAAACUAAACAAAAUUGCCGAGUUGUACGACCUGGUAAAGAAGUGGAACAGUGUAUCAGAAACGUUACCUCAAGUGGUGGACCGUCUGGCUGCUCUCAAGGAAUUACAUGAACAAGCAUUACAAUUCAGUCAGUCAUUGACCUACUUAGACACAGCACAACAGGAAAUUUCUACCAGUCUUAAUACCCAUGGAGAUAUGUUGAAACAGCUUCAAGGUACCUUCAAACAAAAUAUGGAUGUGAUCAAGACUAAUUGUGCAAGUCUAGAUACAAGAAUAAAAAAUCUACAAAAGUGAGGAAGCUGUUUUGGACUAAUGACUAAAUACUGCCAUUUCAAAAUGGGAAAGUUCUUAUCCAAAUACUGCAAUCAUAAGUUGCUAGACUUGUACAGUAACCAAUUACUGAUAUUCUAAUUUGGUCACCUGUCUUAACUAAGUACAGCCAGUUUUUAGUUGUUAAGACAUACAAGCAAUUACUACCAGUUCAAUCGGCAAGCUUUGUAACCAACACUACACUUAAGGAUACACGAGAUGCAGCUGCAUACUUUGAGAACAAACGAUGAGACUUGUGAUUAAGUUCAGCCAGUUGAGAUUGAGAUUCAGAACCAAAUGAGGCCAUAUUGUUAACGUGCUAGAAACAAGUUCCCUCAGAAAUAUUAAAAUCUGUAUCACUUUUGGUAAUGGGAUUAAUUUAAUUGCCUCUGGCACAUAAUAACAAUGGUUUUCCCAUACCUCUCUCCCAGGCAUGUAUUGUGAUACUCUUCAAUUUUAUUUUCGCUCUCAGCUUGUGAUAUUGGAUACAUUGUAUAUCAUUACAAUUGAAGUUUUCAAUAAUGUCAUAAUUAUGUCCUUAAGUAUUUGUUCUGUAAUUCCUAGGUCUAGACUCUUGUUUUGGUAGACUAAACAAGUGUCUUUAAAGCAAGCUUUCCGAGAUUAAAGCUUGUUGAUAUCAAUUUUGUCAGAACAAAUAUUAGGGUUAUAAUCAUGAUGGUUAUAGUCCAACAAUACCUUGCUAUACUGCCAGUGUUUAUGAAACAAUACCUUGCUAUACUGCCAGUGUUUAUGAAACAAGAACUUGCUAUACUGCCAGUGUUUAUGAAACAAGAACUUGCUUUACUGCCAGUGUUUAUGAAACAAGAACUUAUACUGUCAGUGUUUAUGAAACAAGAACUUGUUAUACUGCCAGUGUUUGUGAAACAAGAACUUGCUAUACUGCCAGUGUUUAUCAAACAAGAACUUGCUAUACUGCCAGUGUUUAUCAAACAAGAACUUGCUAUACUGCCAGUGUUUAUGAAACAAGAACUUACUUUACUGCCAGUUUUUCUUAAUGCUAUUUUGAGUUACAUUACACAGGCAAUAUUCCUUCAAGCAAAAUUCACGUGAAAUUCACAUGAUUUUUUCAUGUGAAAUUCAUGUGAAACUCGCAUGAAUUUUUAUGCGAAUUUCACGUGAAAUAUUUCAUGUGAAUUUUUUUUAUAAUUUUUCACAUACAAAAAUAAAUCAAGCAAAAUCUAUUGAACGGCUCCUCAAACAUGACAAACAGCGUUGAAUACAUUACCCAAUGUUGUGAGCAAGCUAACACAAAAUAUUUCAGCUUUUUUCCUAUUUUCAAUGUAGGCCUAUUUAUCCUUUUCAGGUUCACGAGAAAAAUAAAAUAAAAAAUAAAUUGACGUUGUAUUUGUCCUAUACUGUUUGGUAUAUUGAAAGAUACCAAUUAAUAAAAAUGAAUGCAGGUGCUAGAGUAGCAAUUAAUUACAGAGGACAUUAUAAUGAGGUCUUGUUGUCCAUGUUGUGUUAACCAGUGGUGAGUAGUUCAUUUCAGAUCAAAUGUACCCUAAAAAGCCAUUUACCUUCAACUUAUUAUCGGUGCCAGAAAUUUAUUUCACAUCACUGUUACAAUAUGUAAAUUAACACUUGAGGUCUGUGUCCUGAGAUCUGUGUGCGGAGAUAUCUUUAUCAAUUAUAAAUGUUUUCUGUAAUGGUUUUUGUUGAUACAGGUUUCGUUGAGACACCUGAUACAAGUUGUGCUGAAAACAAAAUGACUGUGCUUAUGCUUCCAUUGUAGAUUAUGUAUUUACAUUUCAUGUUAUUUAUUCUAAAGCAGAUCAUGGCAAUAUUUGUUUUGUCGUUUAAUUAAAACACCAUAUGGAGAGAAAAAACCCAAAAAACUGAAGAACUUUUUGAAUGUGUACAAACUCCAUACGUAUAUACCAUGUAUUUCUACUUUAUCCUAGAGUUUCGGGAUAUGGUUAACUCUGUAAAAGGUAGCAUGAUUGUGUAUAUGUGUUGUAUUCAGCCAUCUAGUCGAGACAUUGUAAGCUGAUUUCUCCUGCAGUGAUUGAUUGAUGCUAGCAGAAUCGAGUUUUAGUCCUCCAUUAGUGCUAAAAGUAACAUUAUACCUAGUGUUACGCAGUAUAACAUGUUUAAACUAGCCUUUAAUCUGGACGCUGUCUAUACAGAUUCUAAUACAUGUACACGUAUUUACUAGAGGAAUUUCUUCUCUUCAGUUGUCUGUUCUAGGUCCUGUUUAUUCUGAAAAUCAGUCUUAUUUUAUCAGAUGUACGUGUAGAAGCUUAUGAAGUCUGGUAAUUUCCUGUUUUCCCAUUUGAUUAUCUUGUAAAAGUGCUUUUGAUGUGAUUUGUGUAAAAUUAAAGUAAAAUACUUCUCUUUAUCUUCUUAUCGUUUGCAAUAUUUUAAGCUCAUAAAGUUUAUGUAAAUGAUUUUGUAAAAUGCUUCAAUCCCUAUUAUUACUGUAAAAACUGGAUCUUGUAGAAUCUGACCCAAUAUUAGUAACAGUCAUACAUAAAUAUAUCUGGUUUAGACAGGACACACUUAAUACGUGUAUAAAUAUAUGAUUUCAAUUUGAAUGGUUAUGGAUGCUCAUAUUUGUUGUUGUUUUUUUUUUUUUUUUUUGAAAAAUGUGCAUUUCCCAAAUUGUUUAAACUCUUGAGGUUAACCGAUAUAUUACACACUGCCCUCCCCUUGACACUUUUUAGACAAAAUAAAACUAUUUUCAAACUUCAAUAGCAUAAAUUUCCACAAAUCAUCAAUAGCGUAAAUGUGGAAAUUUACGCAAGGGGGGAAAUUUAUGCUAAUUAUGCAGAGUCCUUUCGAUUGCAAAAAAUUUCAAAUUGCAUAAAGAUUUUUCAGAGUGCAGUGUAUAUUGUAUGCAUACGUACACUGUAUAACCUAUUAAAUCAUUAUCUGGACACGGGGCCUUUGUUAAAUGAUGUGACUGUUCAGUUUUAUUUCUGGACUUAUUCACGGGCCGGAGUAUCCCAAGUUUCAUUUAGAAUAUGCUGUCUAAUCUAGAUCUUUGUUGUCUAUUUAUUGCCAUUAAAUGAAAAUAAAAUUGUAUGGUUCUCUUCAUGCACAACCUAU
Pecten maximus is the source of this 4392-nucleotide messenger RNA. Its product is annotated as dynactin subunit 2-A-like. Gene Ontology annotation, biological process: mitotic spindle organization. Gene Ontology annotation, cellular component: dynactin complex; cytoplasm; centrosome. The record is from RefSeq and is a predicted model, not a curated record. Lineage: Eukaryota; Metazoa; Mollusca; Bivalvia; Pectinida; Pectinidae.